Molecule: messenger RNA, 405 nt
Organism: Rotaria socialis
Lineage: Eukaryota; Metazoa; Rotifera; Eurotatoria; Philodinida; Philodinidae
Source: the annotation of a GenBank genome assembly
AUGUCAAUUUCAACAAAACCAGAUCUUUCUAAGUCUUAUUCAGCGUCAUCUUUAAUCGAAACAACAGCCAUUUCAUCGUACACUUCAUCUGCAAAAGUCAUUACACUAAUUAUAGGAACAAACUCCACUCGUUACACAGUAGCUUUACACAUUUUCGAUCAAAUCAAAUAUAUAAUUACUAUGCUACGUGAAAAUCAAUCUCACCACAACGAGAAGAAUAAAAUAUAUAUUGUUGGCACUUUUCCAUGUGAUAAAACAUCAUCUGAACUUCUAUCGUACGCAGCAUUAGAAGUAAAUAUUAAUACAUAUAAUAAACAUUUACUCAAUUUAGGUAAUAUUAUAAUAUUAAAUUUCAAAAUAAUGAAUCACCAUCCCUCUAAUAAAUACAAAGCUCAACGAAAUUAA